Messenger RNA from Cryptococcus deneoformans JEC21, 2528 nucleotides. Its product is annotated as heat shock transcription factor 2, putative. NCBI's taxonomy places the organism in Eukaryota, Fungi, Basidiomycota, Tremellomycetes, Tremellales, Cryptococcaceae. The coding region runs from base 43 to 2394 and encodes 783 amino acids. The record is from RefSeq and is a predicted model, not a curated record. Gene Ontology annotation, molecular function: DNA-binding transcription factor activity; sequence-specific DNA binding. The transcript has 3 exons. Gene Ontology annotation, biological process: regulation of DNA-templated transcription.
CCAUCCCGAGUGUAUAACAUUCAUUUCGAGAGUACGUCCACCAUGACCACAAAUCUAUACGCUAUAGCAGGCCCCUCAAAACCCACAACUCCGACAUCGACCCCUUCUCCACGCUCCGAGCCGCCUUCACCGCUCAAAUCACUCACAUCACUCCCGACAAACCCGCUCAACUCGCAUGGCACGUCUACCCCCAACACACUCACAAAUCAGCUGUCAAGCACAGGAAUAGGAAUAUCCAAACCGGGCCUAAGUGUGGAUGAGAAUGGAGAAGUCAUGAAGGUGCCCGCAUUCUUGAACAAGCUGUAUACGAUGGUCAGUGAUCCGGAGGUGGACGACUUGAUUUACUGGGGAGAGAGUGGGGAUUCAUUCUUUGUACCGAAUGCAGAGCUAUUCGGGAGAGAACUCUUACCGAGAUGGUUUAAACAUUCCAACUUCUCAAGUUUUGUCCGUCAACUCAACAUGUAUGGGUUUCACAAAGUCCCUCACCUUCAGUCUGGUGCCCUGAAGAAUGAAACGCCCAUCGAAUUAUGGGAGUUCGCAAACCCUUAUUUCAAACGCGGCCAACCCCAACUUCUCACCAAAGUAACUCGCAAAAACAACCGACCUUCAAACUCUGGUGUUGGACCUUCAUCUUCCGUUGGAGGUAGCGGAGCUGGUGGAGGAAUGAGCACCCGCUCUGCAUCUGCUGCUGCUGCCUCUGGCUCUGCUUCCGGACAAAUCCAGCAAGCCAUCAGUCAAGGCCAUGAAGCUGGUAACCAUUCCACUUCAGGAAAAUACCUUAUCACAGACGGUACCACCCCUGGCUCUGUCCCUCCUUCCCACACCUCCGCCGGUCCACUCAUCGCCCCUCAAACCCUCGAUCUUUCGGCAAUCAAUUCUGGUAUCGCCGCCAUACGCCAAACCCAAGCUUCCAUCGCUACCGAUCUCCGCAAACUUCAGGCAUCUAACGAAGCGCUUUGGAGGCAGGCGUAUGAAACGCAGGAAAAGCAGAGGAAACAUGAAGAGACGAUAGAUUUGAUUGUAAGCUUUUUGGAGAGGUUGUUUGGGACGGAAGGGGAGGGAUUGAAGGGAUUGAAGGAGGCGAUGAGAAGGGGGGUUGGAGUAAGAAGGGAUAGGGAUGGGAGAGAAGGUAGGGAUUCAAGAGAUUCGAGAUUUGCGGAGGACGACGAUGGGGGACAGAAGAAAAGAAGGAGGGUAGGAAUCGAUAGGAUGAUUGAGGGUGGCACCGGUGAUGGAACAGGCGAACAUGGUGAGAUUGAAAGCCCAACAUCAGACGAUCGCCUCGUCGAGAUCGGAUCCAACUCGGAAUAUUCCAUCCCAUCCGUCAAACGUACCUCCUCUUCCUCCCACCCAAUUUCCCUCGGUCAACUGGGUUCCUCCCGAUUUACUGCGCUGCCUUCCGAAGAUCCUUCUCCUUCAGCUUCUGGACCUGGAUCAACAUCUUACGAAGGUCUUCACACCACACAAACUAAUGCCCGUGGAGCUGGGGCUGACGUCAACGUGACCGACCCGACUUUAGGCAUGAACCACCUCUCGCCUCUAUCCGAUACCGAUCCCCUCCUCCCGUCAUCAUCCAACGCCCUCGCCCCAUACUCCUCUCACCUCCCCUUCCCUUCUUCCAACUCUAACCAAUCUAACUCAUUUAACCCAUCUAACCCAUCUUCCGCAUGGGCCUCCAACCCUUCCCAACCCUUACUCUCACCAACAUCCGCCGCAGCCGCCGCACACGCAUAUAACCUCGAUCCUUCUCUGCUCCAAACCACGAUCGGGAGUCUACUCCAAAGUCCUGCAGCGGCGCAAAUGUUUUUGAAUUCGUUAAGCGCCAGUGCACAAGGUCAGGCUUUGGCUUCGCACUCUCAUCCCCAUAAUCCAUCUCCGCUGAACCCGAACCCGAACGGCAAUGCCUCCACCUCGGCCUCUGCUUCUGCUCAUGGCAUGAAUACCGGAGGUAUGGGAACAGGAUCAGGAACCAAAGACGUCGACCCAACUCUCGCCCUUUUUUCCCCACUCCCCUCCCAUUCGUCGCUCACUUCCCAAUCCAACGACCUCUUGAAAUCCUACAGUGACGCCCUCACAGUCGGAGAAGGCGUGGACAAUUUACAAGAGAGUAUCGAUAGUCUGGUGAGGAGUAUGGGGUUGGAUUUGCCUAAUGGUGGAUCUUCUGUGGGUGUCGAUGUCGGUGACGGGGCUGGAGUUGGAACAGAGACAGGGGAAGGGGAUGGAGAGUUUAAUGUGGAUGAAUUCUUGCAGGGCUUGGCGAAGGAAGGGGAAGAAGAAGGAGAAAGGGAAGUAGAAGGGGAUGGGGGUGUGUCAAGCUCAGGCGCAGGCGCAGGCGCAGAAAAUGGAAGGAAGGAAGAUGUAAUUGCCCAAAGUGGCCUCAAGUCGGAAAGUUAAAAUGUAGACUUCUAACACAGUCUUGACAAUUUGAUAAAUUUGUUUUUCUCAAGUGUGUACAUAGCUCGAUUUACGGAAUAAAAGAGGUGAUUUUAGAGUCCUCUUGACGUAAUGUAAAUAUAAUGAUAAUCAAA